AUGGACAAUGAAAGUGUAGCACAACAAUACGAGCCCGUCGCCGAGAUUGGCGAGGGUGCUUACGGAAAGGUGUACAAGGCACGAGAUUUGAAGAACGAGGGACGCUUUGUAGCCCUAAAAAGAGUUCGGGUACAGACGGAGGAGGAAGGGAUGCCCCUCUCGACCAUCCGGGAGGUAGCGGUACUGAGGCAACUGGAGGCAUUCGAACACCCCAACGUGGUCAGGUAAGCAGAGAUCGAGAGGGGGGUGCAUCUAACAAGGGCCUCUCCUCUACCAGGAGUUGCAUUAUCUCUUUAUGCUCUUAUAACCCCUGGUAUUUAUCUCUUUAAAUGGCUGCAUAAUGUCUAUAUACACUGAGUCUACAAAACAUUAAGAACACCUUCCUAAUAUUGAGUUGCAACCCCCACCCUUUUGCCCUCAAAAUAGCCUCAAUUCGUUGGGGCAUGGACUCUACAAGGUGUCGAAAGCGUUCCACAGGGAUGCUGGCCCAUGUUAACUCCAAUGCUUCCCACAGUUGUGUCAAGUUGGCUGGAUGUCCUUUGGGUGGUGGACCAUUCUUGAUACACACAGGAAACUAUUGAGCGUGAAAAACCCAGCAGCAUUACAGUUCUUGACACGAACCGGUGCACCUGGCCCCUACUACCAUACCACGUUCAAAGGCACUUAAAUCUUUUGUCUUGCCCAUUCACCCUAUGAAUGGCACACGUACACAAUCCAUGUCUCAAGGCUUAAAAAUCCUUCUUUAACCUGUCUCCUCCCCUUCAUCUGGACUGAUUGAAGUGGAUUUAACAAAUCAAAUCAAAUGUAUUGGUCACAUACACAUGAUUAGCAGAUGUUAUUGCGAGUGUAGCGAAAUGCUUGUGCUUCUAGUUCCGACAGUGCAGCAAUAUCUAGCAAGUAAUAUCUAACAGUUCCACAACAAAUAUCUAAUACACACAAAUCUAAGAAAAAGGAAUGGAAUAAGAAUAUAUAAAUAUAUGGAUGAGCGAUGUCAUUGUCAUAGCGGCAUAGGUUAAGAUGCAAUAGAUAGUAUAGAAUACAGUAUAUUCAGUUGAAGUCGGAAGUUUACAUGCACCAUUUAAACUCAGUUUUUCACAAUUCCUGACAUUUAAUCCUAGUAAAAAUUCCCUGUCUUAGGUCAGUUAGGAUCACCACUUUAUUUUAAGAAUGUGAAAUGUCAGAAUAAUAGUAGAGAGAAUGAUUUAUUUCAGCUUUUAUUUCUUUCAUCACAUUCCCAGUGGGUCAGAAGUUUACAUACACUCAAUUAGUAUUUGGUAGCAUUGCCUUUAAAUUGUUUAACUUGGGUCAAACGUUUCAGGUAGCCUUCCACAAGAUUCCCACAAUAAGUUGGGUGAAUGUUGGCCCAUUCUUCCUGACAGAGCUGGUGUAACUGAGUCAGGUUUGUAGGCCUCCUUGUUCGCACACGCCUUUUCAGUUCUGCCCACACAUUUUCAAUAGGAUUGAGGUUAGGGCUUUGCGAUGGCCACUCCAAUACCUUAACUUUGUUGUCCUGAAGCCAUUUUGCCACAACUUUGGAAGUAUGCUUGGGGUCAUUGUCCAUUUGGAAGACCCAUUUGCGACCAAGCUUUAACUUCCUGACUGAUGUCUUGAGAUGUUGCUUCAAUAUAUCCACAUCAUUUUCCUUCCUCAUGAUGCCAUCUAUUUUGGAAUUGUAAUACAGUGAAUUAUAAGUGAAAUAAUCUGUCUGUAAACAAUUGUUGGAAUAAUUACUUGUGUCAUGCACAAAGUAGAUGUCCUAACCGACUUGCCACAACUAUAGUUUGUUAACAAGAAAAUUGUGUAGUGGUUGAUAAACAAGUUUUAAUGACUCCAACCUAAGUGUAUGUAAACUUCCGACUUCAACUGUACAUAUGAGAUGGGUAAUGCAAGAUAUGUAAAUAUUAUUAAAGUGGCAUUAUUAAAGUGACUAGUGUUCCAUUUAUUAAAGUGGCCAGUGAUUUUCAAGUCUGUAUGUAGACAGCAGCCUCUCUGUGUUAGUGAUCGCUGUUUAACAGUCUGAUGGCCUUGAGAUAGAAGCUGUUUUUCAGUCUCUCGGUCCCAGCUUUGAUGCACCUGUACUGACCUCGCCUUCUGGAUGAUAGCGGGAUGAACAGGCAGUGGCUCAGGUGGUAGUUGUCCUUGAUUAUCUUUUUGGGCCUUCCUGUGACAUCGGGUGCUGUAGAUGUCCUGGAGGGCAAGUAGUUUGCCGCCGGUGAUGCGUUGUGCAGACCGCACCACCCUCUGGAGAGCCCUGCGGUUGUGGGCGGUGCCGUUACCGUACCAGGCGGUGAUACAGCCUGACAGGAUGCUCUCAAUUGUGCAUCUGUAAAAGUUUGUGAGGGUUUUAGGUGACAGGCCAAAUUUAUUCAGCCUCCUGAGGUUGAAGAGACACUGUUGCGCCUUCUUCACCACACUGUCUGUGUGGGUGGACCAUUUCAGUUUGUCAGUGAUAUGUACGCCGAGGCACUUAAAACUUUGCACCUUCUCCACUGCUGUCCAUUCGAUGUGGAUAGGGGGGUACUCCCUCUGCUGUUUCCUGAAGUCCACGAUCAUCUCCUUUGUUUUGUUGAGUGAGAGGUUAUUUUCCUGACACCACACUCCGAGAGCCCUCACCUUCUCCCUGUAGGCGGUCUCAUCGUUGUUGGUAAUCAAGCCUACUACUGUUGUGUCGUCUGCAAACUUGAUGAUUGAGUUGGAGCCGUGCAUUGCUACGCAGUCAUGGGUGAACAGGGAGAACAGGAGGGGGCUGAGCACACACCCUUGUGGGUCCCCAGUGUUGAGGAUCAGCAAAGUGGAGAUGUUUUUUUCUACCUUCACCACCUGGGGGCGGCCCAUAAGGAAGUCCAGGACCCAAUUGCACAGGGCGGGGUUGAGACCCAGGGCCUCAAGCUUAAUGAUGAGCUUGGAGGGUACUAUGGUGUUGAAUGCUGAGCUAUAGUCAAUGAACAGCAUUCUUACAUAGGUAUUCCUCUUGUCCAGAUGGGGUAGGGCAGUGUGCAGUGUGAUUGCGAUUGCAUCGUCUGUGGACCUAUUGGGGCGGUAAGCAAAUUGAAGUGGGUCUAGGGUGACAGGUAAGGUGGAGGUGAUAUGAUCCUUGACUAGUCUCUCAAUGCACUUCAUGACGACAGAAGUGAGUGCUACAGGGCGAUAGUUAUUUAGUUCAGUUACCUUUGCAUUCUUGGGUACAAGAACAAUGGUGGCCAUCUUGAAGCAUGUGGAGACAGCAGACUGGGAUAGGGAGAGAUUGAAUAUGUUUGUGAGGGUGACAUCAAUAAGUGACAUCAAUAAGGGAUCAUUGCUUUCACCUGGAUUCACCUGGUCAGUCUAUGUCCUAAUGUUUUGUACACUCAGUGUAUUUAAUUUGCAUAUGUCAGAUAUACAUCUAUAUAAUGUCAGAUAUACAGUAUCUGCCUCCUUGGGAUAUAUUGCAGAGGCUUAUGGAGUUGUCUUAUUGACAUUUGGAAAAGUUGUAGUUUUGUAAUGUACUUUUUGAUACUGGUGUUACUAUAGAGCCCCACAGUGGAGGUGUCAUAAUACCCAUAAAACCUAGCGGUCAAACGGAAAUGGUUCCAAUCGUUUUCCCACCAUUCAUUUUUCCUAUAGGGAAUUUUAGAAACACUUAAAAUAAGGGCUGUGUUUCGUGUAGGCUUACCCUGGCGUGAUGUUUUGAUAACCAUGUAAAUCUCUCUCGGAUAAGGUGACUUAUCAAUAUAUUCGGCUCUAUUUACGCUCAGAUUCGAAAAUGCUAAUUAGCGUCAAAGUAGACAUCAUGCAAGACUACAAAUCCCUGCAAGCUCCUGCACAUCUCUAGCUGACACCUUUGCUAACAGGUAUUCAAAUACAAUUUUAUUUGUCACAUGCACGUGUUUAGCAGAUGUUAUAGCGGGUGUAGCGAAAUGCUUGUGCUUCUAGCUCCGACAGUGCAGUAAUAUCUAACAAGUAAUAUCUAACAAUUUCACAACAUAUACCCAAUACACACAAAACUAAUAUGGAAUGGGAUUUAAGAAUAUAUACAUGGACAAGCAAUGACACUUCAAAUAAGGGCUGUGUUUCGUGUAGGCUUACCCUGGCGUGACGUUUUGAUAACCGUGUAAAUCUCUCUAGGACAAGAUUACUUUUAUCAAUAUAUUCACCUGUAUUUACCCCUCAAAAAUUAAAUGCUAAUUAGCUAGCAUUGGGUCAAUUUAAAACUUGCACAAGACAGUUCACAGAAUUGUCAAUUGAGAGAAAUGUUGUCAAUUUAUUAAUCACUAAAUUUACAUACCAUUAGAUAGUUAAUCCAGAGAUUCUUACCAUUGCCUCGAUUCGGCAGUCUUGCCCAGAUCAUCAUGGCAUUUGUAGUUCUUUAUGAUAGCCACAUUAGCAGCUAAUUAGCAUUUCAUUUUUGAGGAGUAAAUACAGGUGAAUAUAUUGAUAAAAGUAAUCUUGUCCUAGAGAGAUUUACACGGUUAUCAAAACGUCACGCCAGGGUAAGCCUACACGAAACACAGCCCUUAUUUGAAUUGUUUCAAAAAUCCCCUACGGGAAAAAUGAAUGGUGGAAAACGAUUGGAACCAUUUCCUUGUUUGACCGCUGGGUUUGAUGGGUAUUUAUGGGUAUUAUGAAUCAAAUUGUGGUACUCUAUUGUGCCAUAUAGUAGGCUGUAGGUUAUGUUUAAUACAACUUGAUGGAUGUUUUGUGUGCAGUAUCUGUGACAGACAUUCUUGGGUGAUAUCUGUUCACUACAUUAGUCAACCUAAAUAAGUCAUGGGUAAAGUCAUUCCCAUUGCUGCUUAGAAUGGAAUUUCCCAGAAAAGUCAAUGAACUGCUGUUGGGAAUGAAUGACAAGAAAGAAGAGAUACUAUAUUCAGCUGAUUUUGCCCCAUUCCAGUAGCCUACAAGAGUUGGGGAUAUCAACUGUGUUGUUUUUAGUCCUCCAGGCCACAAGACAACAUACAAAGGUUGUUAUGCUUGCAGCUGUAGACUCCCAUGGGUCAGUUUGGAGGUCAGUUCGGUUCGUCAGGGAAACCACGUCAUUUACCGGCCCUGCUCAAGGUCUAACCUUGCCAUUUAGCUUUUAAUGAGAGAUUGAGUGCUUUUGGAUUAAAAGCUUAAUGGAAACGUUUUAAUAAUACAAAAUGUUAUUCUAUGCCCUGCUGGUCCCACCACAGCCUCAAAGUGCAUCAUUAUUAUUCUUUUAAACUGAAUAAAUGAAUAUAUUGUUAAUUGAGAUAUCACGUAUUGAAGGUUCCCCAGAUUGAGUUUCAUGAAAUGAGGAUACAAAAUGUGUCCUGACUCCCUAUACUCUGUGGUAUGCAUCUAAUCUGCCUAUUCUGUACAGUUGUGGUUCCCUACACUCUUAGAAAAAAAGAGUUCCAAAAGGGUUCUUCGGCUGUCCCCAUAUGAGAACCCAUUUUGGUUCCAGGUAGAACCCUUUUUGGUUCCAGGUAGAACCCUUUUUGGUUCCAUGUAGAACCCUCUGUGGACAGGGUUUUAAAUGUAACCCAAAAGGGUUAUACCUCGAACCAAAAAGGGUUAUCCUAUGGGGACAGCCGAAGAACCCUUUUAGGGCCUAGAUAGCACCUUUUUUUCUAAGAAUGUAUACAUAAGCCCAAGUUUGAAUCCACACCAAAGGGGGUCUGGUCUGGUCUAUAUCUGUAAAGCAUGGGAGAGAGCUGACACUGAGCAGGAUGCAUUCUGGACCUACUGUGUAACUACAGGCCUGCCAACCCCUGGAUGUUUUAGAAUGAUGCCCAUUAGUCAUCCCAUAUGUUCAGUGUCUGGCGAGAGGCUGCAUUGUAGCAGAACAAUCGCAGUUCUGAGGGGCGUUUAACCUCGCGUUUCCAACCGGGAGGCUCACUCGUUCUGUGACAUCAUGGGCGUAUGGUUAUAAUACCUUGAAAGAAUCACUCCUUACAAGCCUUUGAUAACAGUACAUGGGGGGCGUGGUGCGGUGCAUAGAAAGAAAAGGACUACCUUCCUUAAGAGUUGGUGGGGCGGCUUUCCCAUGCUUUACUUCAAGACCAUUCACAGAGAUUACUCAGACAUGAACUACAAUUUUACUGUUAUUACUGCAGAGCUGUUGACGCUUUCGAAAUAUUUGAAGAAAUUUAAAUUUCACUGUAAAUAUUAAAUAUUUUAAAUUAAAUCUAAGAAUUACUGCAUGAACGCAAUGUGGUAUACAGACCAUAUUGGCCCCAUAGUGCCAUUGGAAUAAUGAUAGAGCGAUGUCAGUGAGUGGAUAGAUUCCAUCCAUGUUCCUUUCACACACUGGUUGGUUGCUGUGGUGAGAGAUGCUGCUUCAAUAACGUCUGGUGGUUAGUCAUGGGCAGUCCAGACCCUGCUUCAGUUGCCAUGGCGCAUCACGCAUUGCCGUGGUGCUCCUGGAGGAAUGUUUGUUGUGGUCCUCGGCUCUUUGAGGAAGACACUGGACGUCUUCUCUAGGCUUUUCACCAAAGCUUGCCCCUGACACAACUGCCAGAAUAAUCUGGAUGUUUGGGCUCGGUUUGUUGCCUUGUAAAAAUACAACCACAAGUUGAUGUAUUGUGUUGGAUGCUCAAGAGUCGCCAAGUGUUUCCCUCGUAAAAGUGAUAUAAUGUAGCUACAACAUUAUUAUUGGCAUUGUCAGGAUAGAGGCUAAAGGAGAGGUUUAGUUUCGUGGUCAGAAAUCAAAACAUGCCUGAAGGAGAUGAGUCGGAACUACGUUUGCUUGAUGAGUAACCUUUGCUCCCAGAUGUAUUGGCUGAGGCUUUAGCUCAGCGGGCUAAGGGGUCUUGUGGCAUGCAGGAGACCUGGACUCGAACCCUGGUAGGUUAUAGUUGCAUGUUUUUAAGAACGAGAAUGCCAAUUCAAUUACUCUGUCAAGGUGUUCAACCUUCAACUGAUCUUGUUGAGGUUACUGUACUUCACCAUUCCACACAUACUCUAAAGUGGUGUAAGUUCACUGGAAUAAUGCCUAGGAGAUCAUGUUGCCAAAAUGUGUAUCAUUCAGGAGUAAGGAGCCAUUUCAGAUUGGUUCCUUUCGUUUAGCCAUCAAAGCCCCAGUAUGUGAAAGCAUUGCUCGCAUUCUUUCAAACUGUCAGGAAAACUAGCCUGGACAGUUACCUGACACUAUAAAGGAAUUUCUUCCUUAACUGAAUCUUGAUGAUUUAAAUAGAUUAGAUCUCUCUCAGGUUUGGAAUGAUACUAGAGAUCCUAUCAAGUGUGCUCUCUCCAUAUUUCAGAAGGCAGUUUACACUGGAAAAAUAUGGUUUGUCAUGGAUGGUGGUUUUAAAUGAAAAUACAUUGUUAUUCCUCUUAAAUUAAAGACUGAUGAUUUAUGGCACUUAUAACCUCUAUUGACUAAUGAACAACUUACGAACCAUUUAUAAACCCUUUAUAAGCAUUUUAGAGAUUACACUUUUAUAUAAGUGUGACCAUGAUAUCAGACUGACAUAACAAUGCUAAGCAGCAGUAUUCACUCUCCUCCUCUGCCUCUCUCUCUGCAGACUGUUCGAUGUGUGUACCGUGUCUCGGACCAACCGUGAGACCAAGCUGACCCUGGUCUUUGAGCAUGUUGACCAGGACCUGACCACGUACCUGGAGAAAGCCCCUGAUCCUGGGGUGCCACCUGAAACUAUCAAGGUGAGUCUAACGUGAAUACUGGAAUUGAUACAGAUCUUGGCUCAGAUUACCCUCACUUAAUACCCUUCCCCAUUGGAGGGGGAAACAAAAAAACUGAUUUGAGUGUCUAGAGGCAACUUCUCAGUUGAAUUGUAAAUUGUACUCAUUAGGUCUAUGAAUACAGUGCAUUCGGAAAGUAUUCGGAAAGUAUUCAGACCCCUUGACUUCAGUGCCGGUAUUAUGGGUCAUAUCUUUUGAAUGGUAAUGGCUAGAAUCAAGCUGUUUCUCUGAGGAAAAGAGGGAGACUUGGCUUGUACGUUAGCUACAGAACCUGGCUAUGAAAUGUAGUGGGGAAAGUGUGAGGGUUGAGCGAGACUACAAAUGUAAAUACUUUUCUAUACUCAAGGGAGAGAAAAAGAUAGCUAGACUGUUGUUUUACUAUUAAACUUAAUGGUGCUAUUGUUUUUAAUUUCGUAAAGCAGCUUGUGUUUCUUAACCAGAUUCUCGAUCUAAGUACCUCCCCGACCCUUCACCGAAUUCGAACACAUUCGGGGACGUCUGAUUGAGGACUUUUGAGAAGAUGGGAAACUCCAUUUGAAACGUAUUAACGCCCAUUGUGUACGUUGCCCAUGUGUCGUCAAUGGGCUGCGUGGUGCAUUCAGGGCAAUUAUGGGACAAGGAGAGCUCUCCUUCAAGGAAUGAAUGGGAGACAAUUGGGCGCAACAUUACAAAUCUUCUCCGAGAUGUGAGAUAAUUAUUUUGUUCUCUGUCAUAUCGUAUAGCUUUGGAAUCGUAACAUUACAUACUUUCAAGGAAAAUAAGCAGGUUUCUCGAUUCAUACCCUAACUUUGAGAAUUGCGUGACGAUUAGCUUAGCAACCGCGUGACGCAGCAUUGCAACAUGAACGCGAUUGGUCGAAAGUCUGCUGGGUGGGGUGUUAUACGUUCCUCUAUUCAUUUCCCAAUGGGAUUCCCAUCUCCUCCUUCUCUAAUAUCUCUGGUAAAGCAGCGAUUUGAAAAUUAGUAAUUUGAUUUGAUACUCUGAUUGAUUAGAGAUGAUCCAAUCGCUGAUGACUUUGUUUUGUACAACGCCCCUUGUGUCCCUCGUCACCACAAACAGCAUCAAUGAUGGCAGUCUCAGAUUAAAGUAUUUAGCGAACGACAGAUCGGAGGAAGAAAUGUUUUUUGAAUCCCGGAUUGCCCCUGUAAUGUAUCGUGAUAAAGAAUCAUUGGACACAUAGCUACACCACACUUUCCCAGGGCAUGUUUUGAAUUAUUCUGAUAUGUGUCGUGUUCUGCUUCCUGUGACAGGGUUGAAUGUUGUCAAUCAGAUAUGUGUUUUGUUCUGCUUCCUGUGACAGGGCUUAAUGUUGCUAUGACUCCUCAGCUGUAAUAGGUGUCAGAGCAGACCUGAUGAUAUUUGAUAGACCUUAGUGCUAACCUGUUGUGACUAUCGUCUGUUCACAGCAAAUGGUCAGGUUUAUGGUUUAUGAGCUAAUGUGAACCCUGUUAUGGUGUUUUCAUAUACUGUACAUCAGUGUAGCUUUUCAAAAUGCAGCUGUUUUGGUGGAAUGGCCAAACAUGCAUGAUCAAGUCGACUGGAUAUGUUUUCUUGAAGCAAACUUUACCAUCGAGGCAUACUCAGCCAAACCACAUAGACUCCAAAGCAAGCAUGGAAAACCAUUUGUUGAGUGUGAGUGAGAUCUCCCCCAUUCAUUCUCAACAUCCAAACAGCAUCUGGAGGGAUGAGGGACAAUGGAUAACGAUCAAGUACAAGAUGACAGCGGCACCAUCCCUUUUAUUUCCAUGACAGUGGACACUGCAAACCCCGGCCCCCCAACAACUUAAUUUACACUCCUCCAGACCAGAGGACACCAGAUUGCAGACCCCCGCCCCAGGCCACCCCCACUGCCCACCCCAGCCCAGCCUGUCCAUCCACUAAUCCUGCCCCCUUUGAGACCUCCAGUCAGACCCACCGCAUGGUAAUUGAUGAAAGAGGACCCGGGAAUCAAAUGAGCUGGAAGGACAUCAAGCGGCCAGUCUCUCUCCCCCAGCCUUGGGGAGUGCGGCUGGUCUAACGUUGGGCCCUGUGCCCCCCCCCCAGAACCCUCAUCCGUCCCCCGUCUACAGGCCCUAUAAAAGACUGGUUAAUGAAGCAUAGGGAGGGAAUUACACUAACGCUAACUGGCAGAUGUCCUGUAUUGUGUCCAGCUACAAUAAACAAUAUGGCCGCCUCUUGCUUAUUAGCAUGAGAAAAGGGGCUGCACUCAGGGAAGCAAUGUUUUGACUGCUUUUUAUGUGGGCUACUUUUUUCUGUUCUUUUUUUCUCGGGUACUCUUCUUUUUUUGGGGCUUUGUUCUUGGAAGGAGUCGCUUGCCUCGUGUUUCCUAGCCAGCUAUCUCCGGCUGAGCUGCUGUCAUAGAGUGUUGGGCAACUUGGUGCUCUGUGUCACCUCCUGUGACAUUGGUUUGCAUCAGGUCAGGUGUUUUCUCAUACUAUCUGCAGACGGGAGAUCAGAUAUUAAAGUCAGUCUGAUAGUUUGACAUUAUCCCCAGCCCUACAAACUAUUCACUGCUAUUUGCAACUAAAAUGGAUGAACUCUUGACAAGCAACUGCAUCAUUCAUCUUCACUUGCAUCAUGUACUACUGUAUGACUGUUAUGAAUGAGCUGAAGCAGGAGAGAGGAGAUGGAGCACCAAGGGGGCAUGGUUGUUGUUUCUAUGUUUGUCCUCGAGUCACACUUCUGAGAUAAUUGGGGUUUUGUAGGAAAUGCUGUUGAAAGGAAACAUGUCACAAAUGGCCAUUUAAAGCAAACAGAGAGGAACUCAUGGGGGUGAUGCCAUUGUGUCAGCCCCCUAAAUAACUGCCUCUGCCCCUAUCUGUUGGCCUGCUAGGUCAUGGGUGGAUGGAUAUUCAAAAAGAAAGGCCUGUUUACGCUCUCUGGCCUGCCACAGACACACACACACAUUCCCUCUGCCCUGUCUCUUCUCUCAUAGACAGACACACAUCCAGGGUCCUGUCCCUAUUCCGUGCAUUGUGAGAGGCUCUAGUCCCCUCCCCUCGGCCCUGGUCACCCCCGCGCCGUUUGCUAAUGUUUUCUUCUUGAGUGUGCAGCUCAUUGUUUCAGCUCUUUUAAUCACUCACCAGCUGCUAGGGUCAGUGAAUGGAGCCCUGCGCGGGCCCAGGUCCAUGUCACUUGUGAGGUCUUGGCGACGGGUUUCGGGGGGGGGGGUAGGCCGCACCGCCGCCUGCUGCAACCCCAGCAGCAGGCCGAUUCAUGUUGCAACUGUGAAAGCGCCCCUCUUUCUCUCCAUUUCUCUUUCCCUCUCUUUCUGUUUUAAUCUGCCCCAAUCUCUCUGUCUCUAUCACUGAAACAGCCCCCACUGCCACUAUCACCCUCAGUUCAGUCCUUAUGUUGUUGUGCAAGUUCCACCAGAGAGAGGAAAUGGCCGUUUAGCCCUUUCAGUUUAGCCCUCCUCUCAGACUCUCUCUCUCUCUCUCUCUCUCUCUCGCUCUCUCUCUUUCUCCUUUCUUUCUCUCUCCCCGGAUUGAGUUAUUGUGGGUAUUGGGCCGCUGUGGGGCCUGUGGGGUCGUCCUUGGCUGCAGCUUGAACUAGUGGAUCUACAAUGAUCAAUCCUCCUCAGCUCAGCCCAGACAGCUGCAGGGUGGGCAGAGAGAGGCCCACCACCAACAGAUCAAUGUUGCAUCCCAAAUGACACCCUAUUCCCUUUGUAGUGCACUACUUUUGACCAGGGCUUAUAGGGAAUAGGGUGCCAUUUAGAACACAGAUCAGAACUACUCCCCACAGCAACAUGUCUUUCCUUUUCUGCUCUGCUCUCCCUCAACAGUCGUGUCAGUUAUCAGCAUCUGCCACACUAAGGCUUUAAAGGGACACACUCUCUUUUUUCCUAGUCGACAGGCUGCUGCACCGCAUACAAGGCCUCAGUGAUUUCACUUCUCUCUGUGGGACUUUUCAUUUAGGUUUUCAGCGUUCUGAGGCCUGUUGAUGGUUGAUUUAGAAGAUAAACCAAUGAUGCUGAACCUCUGUCAGGGAUAUCAGGUGUAUUUUCUCAGUGUUCCUGUGUCAUGUUGUACCUGUUAAGACUGUGUCUGAAUGUCCAUGUGUCCUAACAGGAUAUGAUGUACCAGCUGCUGCAGGGGUUGGACUUCCUGCACUCACACCGUGUGGUUCACCGGGACCUGAAACCCCAGAACAUCCUGGUCACCAGCGGAGGACAGAUCAAACUGGCCGACUUCGGUCUCGCCAGGAUAUACAGCUUUCAGAUGGCUCUGACCUCUGUGGUGAGAACCUUACUGUUAUAAACCUGUUAUAACCUGUUAUAAAACUCUUAUACAUUUUUGUAGCACCCAGAAUAUACAGCUUUCAGAUGGAACUGACCUCCGUGGUGAGAACCUUACUGUUAUAAACCUGUUAUAA
Messenger RNA from Coregonus sp. 'balchen', 12018 nucleotides. The record is from the annotation of a GenBank genome assembly. Lineage: Eukaryota; Metazoa; Chordata; Actinopteri; Salmoniformes; Salmonidae.